Messenger RNA from Gopherus flavomarginatus (Mexican gopher tortoise), 4963 nucleotides. It is a transcript of the gene KLHL18, whose product is annotated as kelch like family member 18. The coding region runs from base 119 to 1867 and encodes 582 amino acids. The transcript is spliced from 10 exons. Gene Ontology annotation, molecular function: protein binding. The record is from RefSeq and is a predicted model, not a curated record. Lineage: Eukaryota; Metazoa; Chordata; Testudines; Testudinidae.
GCUCUGGUUGGUUACGGCGGCCGGGAGGGGCCAGCGUGGAGCUGGGUCGGACGGAGGCGUCUCUCUGCUCCCGCGUUGCCCUCCCUGCGGCGAGCGCGGCGGCCGCGGCCCGGGGAAGAUGCUGGAGGCGGCGGCCGAGCCGGAGCUGGACCCCGAGGACCUGGUGCAUUUCUCGGUGGGGGACCUGCCCAGCCGGGGCUACGGGGUGAUGGGCGAGAUCCGGAGGCAGGGCAAGCUCUGCGACGUGACCCUCAAGGUAGGGGACCACAAAUUCAGCGCCCACCGGAUCGUGCUAGCAGCUUCCAUCCCUUAUUUUCAUGCCAUGUUUACAAAUGACAUGAUGGAAUGCAAACAGGAUGAGAUUGUCAUGCAAGGAAUGGAUCCAAGUGCACUAGAGGCUCUGAUCAACUUUGCUUACAACGGACACCUAGCAAUUGAUCAGCAGAAUGUUCAGUCUUUGCUGAUGGGGGCAAGUUUCCUUCAGCUGCAAAAUAUCAAAGACGCCUGCUGUACCUUUCUUAGAGAGAGGCUUCAUCCUAAGAACUGCCUGGGUGUACGUCAGUUUGCAGAAACCAUGAUGUGUGCCGUGCUCUACGAAUCUGCCAAUAGCUUCAUCCACCAGCACUUUGUGGAGGUGUCCAUGUCUGAAGAGUUCCUUGCUCUACCCUUCGAAGACGUGCUGGAGCUGGUUUCAAGGGAAGAGCUCAACGUCAAGUCUGAGGAGCAGGUAUUCGAAGCUGCGUUAGCCUGGGUGCGGUACGACCGAGAUCAGAGGGAACCCUGCUUACCUGAGCUACUGUCCAAAAUCCGACUGCCCCUUUGUCGACCUCAGUUCCUCACUGACCGUGUGCAACAGGAUGACCUUGUCCGCUGCUGCCACAAAUGCCGGGACCUGGUGGAUGAAGCAAAAGACUAUCACCUAAUGCCAGAACGUCGGCCGCACCUCCCGGCAUUCAAAACACGUCCCCGGUGCUGCACGUCAAUCGCAGGAUUGAUUUAUGCUGUUGGAGGUCUUAAUUCAGCAGCAAAUUUUUAUGCAGGUGAUUCACUGAACGUGGUAGAAGUCUUUGACCCCAUUGCAAAUCGCUGGGAGAAGUGCCAGCCGAUGACGACGGCACGUAGCCGAGUGGGUGUUGCUGUGGUGAAUGGACUCUUGUAUGCCAUUGGUGGAUAUGAUGGCCAGUUAAGACUGAGUACAGUGGAAGUUUACAACCCAGAGAUGGAUUCUUGGUCCAAAGUGGGAAGCAUGAACAGCAAACGAAGUGCAAUGGGAACAGUAGUGCUGGAUGGGCAGAUCUAUGUAUGCGGUGGGUAUGAUGGAAACUCAUCCCUCAACUCCGUGGAAACGUACUCACCAGAAACAGACAAGUGGACGGUAGCGACUCCCAUGAGUUCGAAUCGCAGCGCGGCUGGAGUCACCGUGUUCGAAGGCAGGAUCUAUGUGUCUGGAGGACACGACGGUUUACAAAUUUUCAGCAGUGUGGAGUACUACAACCAUCACACAGCCACGUGGCACCCCGUCGCAAGCAUGCUGAACAAACGUUGUCGGCAUGGAGCCGCCUCCCUGGGCAGCAAGAUGUUCGUCUGUGGCGGCUACGAUGGGUCUGGCUUCCUCAGCAUCGCCGAGGUGUACAGCUCCAUGGCGGAUCAGUGGUACCUGAUUGUCCCAAUGAACACUCGACGGAGCCGCGUCUCCCUGGUAGCCAACUGUGGCCGCCUGUAUUGUGUGGGUGGCUAUGACGGACAGUCCAACCUGAGCUCAGUGGAGAUGUACGACCCAGAAACCAACCGCUGGACAUUCAUGGCUCCUAUGGUGUGUCACGAGGGAGGGGUUGGUGUGGGGUGCAUACCGCUCCUCACCAUCUGAACAGGAAGUAUUGGUGGCCGUCUUCAAGCAACAAUCCCUGGAGAGGUUUGGCGAGGGUUUUAUGAUGUGAUAUAUCAAGAGGUACAUUCUAGGUGCUCAAGUGUCAUUCGCGAACACAAACGGUUCAAAAGAAAGUCGCCCUGCGAUUUUUUUGGGCUGAGGCUCCACAACAGAUGAAUAAUUCACCGUUCAGAUCAUGCGCGUGUAACCUACUCCCUUCCCUUCCCCCACACUUUGGUCAUUAUGUGGAUCUAAGGCUAGGCAGAUGCUUCCUUCUCCUAGCCUUUGCUUCAGGUACUGCGUUGAUCCAGACGUGGUCUACUUCUGGUUAUGCUGUUGGGAAGCAGUGGUGGAGUCUAUAUGUUGGUUUGACCCUGUAUAAACUAAUAUUGGCCAGAUCAGUGGGUGAGAGUAUGUAUGCAGUAUGUUCCGGGCAAAAGACCCUAAUGCCACGAUUCAGUUUAUUGUUAACUGCAGGAGCUUGAAUAUAGCAAACAGUCCUGUUCAUUCUGUUUCAUUACCAGGCACUUUGGAUUUUACCCACUCUUAGCCCCUCCUGUUUUGUUUCUCACCAGUAUUGGUUCUUAGAAGCCCAUGAGUGGGUAAUCCUUGGAGAUGUGUAGCUUCCUUAAUUUCGGAGGAUCUAUCCCUAUGACCAGUGUGUUUCAUUUACGUCUUUUGAAUGUAAUUUACUUUAUUCUGCUGGAUCAGGAAAAUUGGAUGUAACCAUUAAGAGGAUGACAAAUGUUUUCCCCUUUCACAUUCUCCAAAAAAAUAGAUUAAAACAUCUAACAGUACUAAAAGACUGCUGAGAAAAAAAUUGAAUAUAAAUGAUACUAGCAGCAAACUUAUAUUUAAAUAGGAAAAGUGCCAAAAUGUUAAUUAUACAGAUAUCUUUUUUUUCAAUUAAAUCUGUUUUAAAUCUUUUUUCCUUUCACAAAACUUAGGCAUUGGUUUCCAAAAUACAUAUUAGAAACAGCUCGAUUGCAGUAUGGUCAAGAUCUGUCCUUUUGAUCUUUUGCGCAGAGAUGAAAAUGUAGCAUCUCACAUGUUCUUUGUUUUGGAAAGUUCCUGCUGUGCAUUCAGAUGUUUUUGAUUUCACAAAAAUGUUUUGUGGGUUUUGAAAUACGCACUUGGCCUGCUGUGUUCUGAGCUCUUACAUCUAUUGUUGGUCUGUUUGACAACUGUCUUUCACUUAAGAAAGCUCAAAUACAGACUAGUCCUUAACAGAGAGAUAAUGCAUAGGUAAAGACAAUAAGGGUUUGUGCAAGGGACGUAACUUGGGCCCCGGGAAAAUCACAACAUGCACAAACUUUCAGCGCAGCUGAAGGUUUUGUUAAAUCAGUGUCUAGCUUUUUCUGUUUAGCUACACUGGAAAGAUCUUUACAGCACGCUUGGUUGAUGCUCUGUUAACCUAGCCAUGCAGCCAUUUUUUUACAGCCAAACAAUGACCGUUGCGAAAGUGUGAAAUUGUGCACAUCCUUCACUUAAAGGAGAGAUGAAUGUGAAAGACUAUUAGCGACCAAGCUAUCAGUCUGGUCUUUCCCCAGGAGUCCGUGCCCAUAUGUUCCCCACUGUUGUUUUCCUAUCAUGUAGCCCUAUACUGGCAGAAGAUAAGGCAUUCUCUUCCCCUUCUUCCUUGGUUCUUUGCCUUUUUAGUAUCCCUGUUUCUCCUCUUCUGUAACGAUUGCAAAUGGAAGGACAUGUGGAUCCUUGUGUUCUUACUGCAACUGCAGUGGCACGUGCCACUUGACAAAGAGAUGCUUUGGAGUGUCCGCGUUUGCACCUGUGCCCUGGAGACAUGUCAGAUGCCUUUAUGUUGCCUGUUAACCUUUGUAGACCUGAAGAGUGGAUGGCUGGGUCCAAGUCUGAGUCUUGUCCUACAUUGCUGCCCAUCUAGCUACUUCAGGCACCGAGAUCCGGCUUUACAAUGAUUUUUUUUUUUUAAAUGCCUCAAGGUUACAAACUUUACCCCUUUUUUGAAAGCAGAUCAUCCCAUGAUGAUUUGGUUGAGGUAAAUGUGAGUGGCCAGCACAUGGUAUGGUUGUGGACAAGUCAUCAGAGUUCUCUCACGUCUGAGAGGGGGACAAUUCUUUGAAACCUUCUUUUGUGCUAAAUCAAGAAGCAACAACGUUUUCAAAAUCCAAGUAGGUCUAUGACUGCGUUAGUCAGUCCAAGCAUGAAGCCAGCACUCUGCUUAACUUCCAUCACAGAGGGGUUAGAGUAGCGCAUGACACUGACAGCCUGUGUGGUGUGCAAUAUCUAGACGCAGCAGGAUGAGGGAAGGACAGCAUGGCCUGGGAGAGACCCCUUUGAACUUGGGGAUAAUGUUAUAAAAUGAUGUGAAAUGUAUUUAUUAGCUCUUCAGUAUUUCACUGCAUGAAUAUGAUCUGUCACUAAUCUAGGGCUUCCUUCUUAGCCUACUUCCUCCUGUAUGCUCCUUUAGUGAAGACCUGGUCAGUCUGUGAGAAUGCCAGCACAGGCUUCUGAUGAGAUGAGCAGCUGGGAAGGGAAGGACGCUGUAUUCCAACACUAAUCUCUUCCAUUGACACAAAGGGACAUGGGGAAAUGAUAAAUCUAAGUCCAUUCCUUUUCGUGUAUGCUUUUUUAUGUUUGCAUCUUCCUCUGCAAGGGCCAGAUCCUGUGAGACCUUGAGCACCCUAAUUUUGGUCACUCAGUGGGAGCUGAGCAUGCUCUGCAUCUCUUCAAACAGAGUCCUGAGUCUGAAUUUCUGCGCGUCGUCAUGAGUUUUUUGUUUUGUUUUUGUUCAUAUAAAAAACCUCAAUGCUGCUUGGAUUUUUUUCAUUGGGUGUGGAUGUGGACGUCUCUGUUUUCAGGUACCAUGUAUUGUAGAUGUAUAAUAUGAGCAUGUGUGGUUCUAAAUGUGAGUGGUUUGUCUAGGGAUCAAUAUCUAUUUCCUGUUUGUAUACAUUUACCAGCCAAUGGAUCGUGCUUGAGGAUAAACAUUCGUUUGGCAUUUCCAUGCUGCUAAGACUUUUUUUUUUUUUUUUUUAAACAUUGGCAUCAAGACUAAGGUGGUUUUCGGGCCAUGAACUGAAAGAUGGUAGAAAAAUAAAAUUGUUGUUUGCCACUAGC